CUCCUACAACAUUCCACCAAUAAAUACUGGAGUCAAACACACAGAGAAAUCAAUCACUCCAUGUGAGACGACUGAAAUCUUGUUGGUUCUGGUAAAAGAGAAGUUUGAGAAGAUGAGAGAUCCACAACCUUGCAGAAUGGAGAAUGAAGAUACAGAGGAACAAAAAGAUAUGAUGGAAGUGAAUAAGGACAGUCAAGCUGAAGUGAAUGAAGCGGAUGGGAAACAUCAGAAUGUAAAAACAAAAUGUCAUGUUUCACAGAAAGGAUCUCUGAGAAGGAGAGACAAAAUGUGUAAAAAGAGUUUCAGAAAAGUUGGAGGCCCUGCAGAUCACAUGAGGACUCAAAAUGGAAAGAAACCAUUUACAUGUCAUCUGUGUGGAAAGAGCUUCAGAAUCAAAGCACUCUUUAACGCACAUAUGAGAAUUCACACUGGAAAGAAACCAUUUAAAUGUCAUACAUGUGAAAAGUUUUUCACAUGUUAUAGUGCCCUCGAUAUACACACAAGAACUCACACUGGAGAAAAGCCGCACAAAUGCCAGCAGUGUGGAAAGAGUUUUGCCAUUGAAAGUAACCUUAAAAGACACAUGAGAGUUCACACCGGAGAAAAACCUUUUGAAUGUCAUCAAUGUGGAAAGUUUUUCACAUGUUAUAGUGCCCUUAAGGAACACAUGAGAAUUCACACUGGAGAAAAACCGUACAAAUGCCAGCAGUGUGGUAAGAGUUUUGCCAUUGAAAAUAACCUCAAGAUACACAUGAGAAUUCACACUGGAGAGAAACCAUUCAAGUGCAGUCAGUGUGACAAACGUUUCACCCAAAAAGCAUGUGUUAAAACGCACAUGAGAAUUCACACUGGAGAGAAACCAUUCACAUGUAAACAGUGUGGGAAGAGUUUUGCCCAUAAAUCAACCAUGGACUACCACAUGAGAAUUCACACUGGAGAGAAACCAUUCACAUGUAAACAGUGUGGGAAGAGUUUUGCCCAUAAAUCAACCAUGGACUACCACAUGAGAAUUCACACUGGAGAGAAACCGUUCAAAUGCAGUGAGAAUGAGAAGAGUUUUACCACUAGAAGUAACCUUAAUACAAACAUGAGAAUUCAAACAGAAGAGAAACCAUUCAAAUGCAGUCAGUGUGACAAACGUUUCGCCCAACAAUCAGGUGUUGAUAGACACAUGAGGGUUCACACCGGAGAGAAACCUUUUGAAUGUCGACAAUGUGGAAAGUUCUUCGGAUGUUCCGGUGCCUUCAUUAAACACAAGAGAAUUCACACUGGAGAGAAACCUUACUCGUGUCAUCAUUGUGGUAAGAGUUUUGCCCAACAUUCAGGUUUAACAACGCACAUGAGAACUCACACCGGAGAGAAACCGUUCAAAUGCAGUCAGUGUGACAAAAGUUUCGCCCAACAAUCAAGUGUUGAUAAACACAUGAGAAUUCACACCGGAGAGAAACCUUUCAAAUGCAGUCAGUGUGACAAAAGUUUCACCCAACAAUCAGGUGUUGAUAGUCACAUGAGUAUUCACACCGGAGAAAAAUCUUUUGAAUGUCAUCAAUGUGGAAAGUUUUUCAGAUGGUCUAGUAGCCUUAAGACACACAUGAGAAUUCACACUGGAGAGAAACCGUUCACAUGCCAGCAGUGUGGAAAGAGUUUUACCUUUAGUAGUAACCUUAGAAUACAUAUGAGAAUUCACACCGGAGAGAAACCGUUCAAAUGCACUUGGUGUGACAAAAGUUUCACCCAACAAUUAGCUGUUGAUAAACACAUGAGAAUUCACACUGAAGAUAAACCUUACAAAUGCAGUGAGUGUACGAAGAGUUUUACCACUGGAAGUGACCUUAAUACACACAUGACAAUUCACACCGGAGAGAAACCAAUCAAAUGCAGUCAAUGUGACAAAAGAUUCAUCCACAAAUCAAGUCUUGAUAGACACAUGAAAAUUCACACUGGAGAGAACACUUUUGAAUGUCAUCAAUGUGGAAAGUUUUUCGACUGCUAUAGUACCCUUAACUCACACAUGAGUGUUCACACUGGAGAAAAACCGUUCAAAUGCAGUCAAUGUGACAAAAGUUUUGCCCACCAAUCAGCUGUUGAUAGACACAUGAAAAUUCACACCGGAGUAAAACCUUUUGAGUGUCAUCAAUGUGGAAAGUUUUUCAGAUGCUCUAGUAGCCGUAAUGUACACAUGAGAACUCACACUGGAGAGAAACCGUUCACAUGCCAGCAGUGUGGAAAGAGCUUUACCACCGCUGGUCACCUUAAGGAACACAUGAGAGUUCACACCGGAGAGAAACCUUUCGAAUGUCAUCAAUGUGGAAAAACGUUCAGCGGUUAUAGUAGCCGUUAUGUACACAUGAGAAUUCACACUGGAGAGAGAGCGUUCACUUGUCAUCUGUGUGGAAAGAGCUUUAUCACCGCUGGUAACCUUAAGACACACAUGAUAACUCACACUUGCAGUCAGUGUGGAAAGAGUUUCCGGGAUAAAAACACACUUAAGACGCACAAAAAAAUUCACACCAGAGAGAAAUCUUAGCGUGGAGACGCUUCGAAGAAUCGCAUGAGAACUCACACCGGAAUCUUACAGUCCACAUGAGAAUUCACACUGGAGAGAAACCGUUCACAUGCCAGCAGUGUGGAAAGAGCUUUACCACCGCUGGUAACCUUAAGGAACACAUGAGAGUUCACACCGGAGAGAAACCUUUCGAAUGUCAUCAAUGUGGAAAAACGUUCAGCAGGUAUAGUAACCGUUAUGCACACAUGAGAAUUCACACCACAGAGAAACCUUAGCGUGUAGACGCUUUGAAGAAUCACAUGGGAACUCACACUGGAGUCUUACAGUCCACAUGAGGGUUCACACUGGAGAGAAACCAUUUACGUGUAAACAGUGUGGGAAGAGUUUCGCAUGGAAAAAAGCCAUUAAAAUGUGAUGAGUGCGGUAAAAUGUUUAAAUCCUCAUCAUAUCUGAUGAUACACAGAGUGUUUGUCUGUUUGAAAUUUAAAAAAACAUGUUGGUUCGAGAUGUCAUAUGUGCUUUGAGUGUGAACAAUGUACUACUGGAACUCAAUGUUUAGUUUGGGACCCCCAGACCCUGUUCAAGUUUUUUAUUCUGAUAUUUCAUGACUUUUUUAAUUAACAUAAGAUAAAUUGAGAAUUUUGAAAGUUUUUUUACUUAUUGACUGCACAUGUGAUGAACCCAGUAAUAAAGGUUAAUCUGACCACAAUUUAUUUUUGCAUGCUUGUAAUCUG
Messenger RNA from Misgurnus anguillicaudatus (oriental weatherfish), 3240 nucleotides. The record is from RefSeq and is a predicted model, not a curated record. Lineage: Eukaryota; Metazoa; Chordata; Actinopteri; Cypriniformes; Cobitidae.